AUGGAUUCCAAUAGCCCAUGCCCUGAUUUGCAGAUCUCCCACCAGGGCAAGAAGCCCGAGGACGACAAGGCGCAGUCCUCCACUUCCGCCGGCAACGCGGUGGCCGCGGCCAACUACGACAGCCUGCUGAUCCGAAACCUGCAGUACGUCAAGGGGCAGGACGGUCGCGCUAAGUACGCCAUCGCCUCGCCCGCGGACCUGGUGCCGUCCGAGACGGACUACACCGGCGCCGACGAUGGCGCGGGCGGCAGCGCGCCCAGGAAGUACGCCAGCCACGACGACCCCGCGGCCAGGAGCUUCCAGCUCUCCCCCGAGGAGGAGGAAGCCGACAGCAUGGCGGGCGUGGCGGGAAUGGCCGGCGUGUACGAGGCUGCCGGCGGCGUGCUGGCGGGGCCCCGCUCCAUGCACGCGUUCGCCCGCCUGCCGCAGGCUCUGGUCCAGCACCACUACCAGUCCGCCGCCUCUCGGACGCCCGCGCCGCCCAUGACGUCGCUGGCCUUCCGGGAGCCGCUGCCGGCCGACAUCAUCUCCCUGUCGUCGCCGGGGUCCUCGUGGGAGGGCAUCAUGGCCGCCCCACCCCCUACCACGUCGACGGGCCGGCCACCGCAGGUGAACCCGGCCUUCGUCGUCGCCAAGCCCGUCCUGUCCUCAAGUCGCGACGAGGAGGCGGCCACCGGGCCCGCGGCCCCCCGGACCGUCGCCUACCGCGCCUACUCGUAGCCUCGCCCCCGGUGCCGACCCGGGCCUCGUGGGGGGACAGCGGGGAAGCGCCGCGCCGACGGCGUCCGGGUGGCCCCAGGCGCCGCGCAGGUCGCCGCCGGCGGGCCGUGACCUGCGCCGACAGCAACGCGAAGACCUUCGUCCAGGCCGUCAAGUUCGGGAGAAUCCUCUACUUACUCGGCUACGAGUUCGUCCUGCUGCUGUCCGCCAGCGUGCGGCACAUCAUGUGCCCCAACUACGAGUGCUAAGGAGUUCCCGACGGCGCCGCACCUACAGACUCGAAUACUAUGUGGACGCUAUGGUGGACGUGUUCCCAAAAACUUUUGCAUCCUCGUGUGCAGAACCACUGACGCUUUUCGGAAGGUUACGGGACUGUUUGUAAUUUUACAAAGGAACGAGACCAUUAACACAGGGACUAGUUGAUCACUGCCCAGUUUCUGGAAUAGCGGAGUUUAUUCAAACUCCCCUCACUAGUCCCUGUGUUGAUGAAUUUGACAUUAUCUUUGACUUUAAUAUGCGUAGCACGGGGAACGUGAACUUUUUACGUCAUUAUCACUUUCAACUAUACUUUGCGACUUUUUUUUCGUCUUUUAUUUUCUUUCUUGGGAAAUUCCUAAAACGUUCUACUUUUGCGGCAAAUUGGCACCGUUUGGAUUUCUGAAUCGACGCUAUUUACCUGCUACUCUCGCUGUGGCGACGCGUUGACGUGAAUAGACUGCCGUCAGCCAGGUGCGACCGCCCGAGUGUAACAAAGCCCGCCUACCCGUUACACAGGGCGGUCUUCGCCUCCAACUGGUCGGCUCGCGGAAUGCGAUGCUACUCAUCAACGACCUGACGACUGUCAGCCGCCACAGCAGCGUGACGCAGGGACACAACACAGAAUGAGGAACCGUGACACGUGACAACGACUCAUACUUCAAUCGACGUUCGUGGUAUUUAUUUCAACUGAGAUGAGAAUCUGUAUGCUGAGAGGUAGAUAUAGAGACGACAUGACUGAAAUUCGUUUAUGCAUUGUGAUUAUAUCUUAAGUCUAUUUAUUUCUCGCACUAUGCUCAAUGAUUUAUAUAUUAAAUGUCAUUUAAAACCGGA
Frankliniella occidentalis (western flower thrips) is the source of this 1809-nucleotide messenger RNA. RefSeq lists its product as uncharacterized. NCBI's taxonomy places the organism in Eukaryota, Metazoa, Arthropoda, Insecta, Thysanoptera, Thripidae. The coding region runs from base 1 to 720 and encodes 239 amino acids. The record is from RefSeq and is a predicted model, not a curated record. The transcript is spliced from 2 exons.